CGUGAAUGGAUACCUUGUCAGGUUAAUAUUCAAAUCAAACGGUUGGUUUUUAAAAUGGCGGUAACAGUUUUGUGGCUACUUUCAAUGGCUGUUACAAUGGUUAUUGGUCAAACUGUUCAGCAAAAUGAAAUGAUACGCCAACAUAGCUGCCACAAGGGAGACAUGAUCCUGAACGACUGCAACUGGUGUCGCUGCAAAGGCAGCGCGUUCCUGUGUGAGGCCCGGAGCUGUAACCUGGUAGACAUGUUUGGACAUUUUAAUGAUGCCAUUCGAGAUAUCAACGUAGGCAUGGAGGGUCACGGCGCGUGGCGCUCGAGUGAUACGGCCUGCGAGCCGCUCGUGCACUACCGUCGCGGCUCCGUGCUGUGCGUCUGCGGCGAGGACGGCGCCUGGCCCAACCCCGUCUGCCGCGACGUCUUCCAAGUGCUCCACGCCGUCGAGAAAGCCAAGGAGGAAACUUGCGAACCCAUGAAACUAUACCUCCAAGGGUGUAACGUCUGCUUCUGUCCCAGCACCGGCCAGCUAGAUCACGAGCUAUGCACCAACAAACAGUGCGACGAAAACGACCCAGUCAUAAAAGAACCGUCUACAGCAUUAGACGAACCUGUAGACGUGUACGCCGAGUGCACGGUGGAUCAGAAAUACCAACUAGACUGCCAAACCUGCACUUGUCUAAGAAACAACAGGCUGCUGUGCGGAAAUUGCACGGACACUAGAGUCGAAGAUCUUUAUUACUGCACUUCCAAUCCUCCCAAUACGAUAUUCAAUGUCGAUUGCAAUUUAUGCUUCUGCAAUACUGAAGGUCGAAUGAUAUGCUCGGCAAAACGUUGUCUUGGAAAUGUGAGUGCGUCAACUAGAAGGCGCCAAAUGGACAUAGAUGAACGCUAUUUUGAGUUAGUAGAACGUCCUGUAGCUCUCCACACUUGCAGGGUUGGGACUAAAUAUACAAAAGGCUGCAACACUUGCGUUUGCUUGGAGGCUGAAUCUGGGAAAACUAUGUUCGCAUGCACGGUGAGACCUUGUAAGAAAGAAGAGUCUUUAAUUAGAACUAUAAGGGAAGGCUGCGUUCUACAUACGUCUUACGAAUUGAAUUGUUUGCAGUGUUCCUGCGUUAGGUCUAAUGACGAGAAAUGGCAGUGGUGCGAGACUGGAAGCAUAUGCUCGAACGUGAGAAGUGAGUCUACCGAGUUAAGCUCCAUGCACGGUUACUGCGAGCCGUUGCAUAAUUACAUGAAUGACUGCAACAAUUGCCAAUGCCUCUCCGACAGCCAGACAGUAAUGUGUUCGGACAUGAAAUGCGAUAAGGCGAGAAUUUCUGUGGAGAUAAUUCCGAUGCUGCAGCACGGCUACAACUGCCCGAAGGGAACGGCUUACAAGGUCGACUGUAACAUUUGUUACUGCAUGCUUAACGGAAAUUCUUUGUGUACAACGCUGGAUUGUACGAAAGAAAAAGGUGUGAAGGAAUAGUUAAGCUUAAUUUUAAGAAUAAAGUUUCGAAUGAUU
This is a messenger RNA of Leguminivora glycinivorella, 1503 nucleotides long. RefSeq lists its product as uncharacterized. Bases 55 to 1467 code for a protein of 470 amino acids. The record is from RefSeq and is a predicted model, not a curated record. The transcript is spliced from 3 exons. Gene Ontology annotation, molecular function: peptidase inhibitor activity. Lineage: Eukaryota; Metazoa; Arthropoda; Insecta; Lepidoptera; Tortricidae.